Messenger RNA from Epinephelus fuscoguttatus (brown-marbled grouper), 5733 nucleotides. Its product is annotated as A disintegrin and metalloproteinase with thrombospondin motifs 14. The coding region runs from base 1106 to 4855 and encodes 1249 amino acids. The transcript has 22 exons. Lineage: Eukaryota; Metazoa; Chordata; Actinopteri; Perciformes; Serranidae. The record is from RefSeq and is a predicted model, not a curated record. Gene Ontology annotation, cellular component: extracellular matrix. Gene Ontology annotation, molecular function: metalloendopeptidase activity. Gene Ontology annotation, biological process: proteolysis; extracellular matrix organization.
AAGGGAACAAUUGCAGCCACCAAAAACUGUUUUAAUGCAAGUAUGAACAAGUUAGCAUUGUUUUAAGACAGGCUUGAAAAAAAUGUGAAGGUAUCCUUUAAUCUUUGAACACCAUCCAGGAUGGCAACAGUGUCUCAGCCUAUCAUACAUAUAUUUUUGUCAUGGGUGCCUUUCCGUGAUGUGCAAAAAGCCUGUAACCCAAUUCUAGAUAAUAAUCCGAUAAUAAUCAAGUUGAUUUCUCUCCCACUUUGUGCAUUGGUAAGUUCUGACCUCUGCCAUCCCUGAUUUAUCACUGACAUGUUUGUGCACUGGUGUCAAUUUGAGUUAUUAUUAGGACGCAUCUGGGUGACAUUCCACCCUGUGUAGAAGGAGAAAUAGAUUUUAAGGGUGAAUAUUAGCUGUGGAAGUGGACAUGAUGAUAUAACGUCUCCAGUUUCUGUCUUUUGAGCUGAGAAAAAAGUCGCUUGGCUAAAUGUGUGGUUGUCUAGUGGAGAGAAGGCGCUCCCACUGUCGGCUGGUAGUGGCGUCAAGUUGAGCAGUUGAGAGUCCCGCAGCCGAACCAUUGGUGCGUAAUGGUGCACGACUGGCCGGCAGAUGUUUCACCACCGGGACACUCUGUCUCCGCACACUUUAUCUGAACUCUUCCGACUUUUUUUCUCAGCGUAGGCGUGCGUUAACUCGCUCCUGCCUUUUGCAAAAAAAAAAAAAAAAAAAAAAAAAAAGUUAUCAGAGGAAGGAGAGGGACGAAGAAGGAGGAAAAAAAAACUGGGCUACCUCUUCAAACCGUCCCGGUUUCUACCGGGGAGUUGUCGUCAUCAGCACCCCAGAUAUCCCCCCCUUAGCUCCCUAAAUGGAUGGGGCAGUCUUGGUCUAUGCAGUUGAGCAGCACAGGCCGAAAGAUUGGAAACAACUUGUGAGUAUCCGUCAGUUCGGCGUCUAGAGGGGGAACGCUGAGAAAUGCCCGGCUGCUUCGCUGGAGCUCAGCUCUGAGGACUUUUCUCCUGCAGUCGUGCAUUUUUUCAGGAGGAAAGAACUCUGCUCAAAGUUUACAACAGAAAGGAAAAGUCAGCGCUGAAGUGGCAGCUCUCACACUAAAGCCCUCGCUAUGGAUUGUAUGUAUUUAUUCAUAUGCUUUUCACUCAGUCAAGUCUUUUUGGAUCAUAUUGUCGCUGCAGAAACGCAUGAAAAACUCUCUGGAAAGUUAAGUGAAUAUGGUCUUAUCGUGCCAUUCAGCACAGACUCCCGUGGCCGGUACAUUUCUCACGUGGUCUCUGCUGGAAGUGGAGGUAAAGGUGGUGCUGCUGCUGAUGCUGAUGCCGCCUCAGCGUUUGGCAGCAGAAGAAGGGUGGCCCGCGGUGCCCCCGAGAUGCCCCCGCUCACCCCUGCCUCGGCGCAGCACUUGUUUUUCAACGUCACUGUGUUUGGGAAGGAACUGCACCUCCGCCUGAGGGCCAACAGGCGGCUGGUGGCCCCGGGGGCUUUCGUGGAAUGGCAGGAGGACUUUGUGGAAAAGGCCAAGGAGCGUAUCCACGGGGACUGUGUUUUCACCGGAGAUGUGAGCGACAUGCCGGAGGCCUCUGUGGCUAUCAGCAACUGUGACGGACUGGCAGGUCUGAUCCGGACUGAUAAUGGGGAGUUUUUCAUCGAGCCCCUCGAGAAGGGCCAACAGGACGUGGAAGUGAAGGGGCGGGUCCACGUGGUCUACCGCAGGUCGGCCAUCAAGAGGGAGACGGGCCAGCGGAGGGAGGACCUCCACAAUGAAGUGGCAGACUUCGGGAUCGCAGACCUCCCUGCGGCUCUGGAUCUCGUGGAACAUAAACUGUCAGAGUCUGAGCGCAAGAGGAGGCACGCGAAGAAGGAUGACUACAACAUUGAGGUGUUGCUGGCUGUGGACGACUCAGUGGUGCGCUUCCAUGGCAAGGAGCAUGUGCAGAAUUAUGUUCUCACACUCAUGAACAUAGUUGAUGAGAUCUACCACGACGAAUCUUUGGGGACCAACAUCAACGUUGUCCUUGUCCGCAUGAUAAUGGUCGGGUACCGACAGUCUAUAAGCCUGAUCGAGCGUGGCAACCCAUCCCGCAGCCUGGAGCAGGUGUGUCGAUGGGCCAACACGCAGCAGCGGCGCGACCCCGACCACGCCGAGUACCACGAUCACGCCAUCUUCCUCACAAGGCAAGAUUUUGGUCCCGCAGGUAUGCAAGGUUACGCUCCAGUUACAGGGAUGUGCCACCCACUGAGGAGCUGCACUCUGAACCAUGAGGACGGCUUCUCCUCGGCCUUCGUGGUUGCUCAUGAAACCGGCCAUGUGCUCGGCAUGGAGCACGACGGCCAGGGGAAUCGUUGUGCUGAUGAGACCAGUAUGGGCAGCAUCAUGGCUCCGCUCGUCCAAGCAGCUUUCCACCGCUAUCACUGGUCACGUUGCAGCAAGCAGGAGCUCAAUCGAUACAUCCACUCUUAUGACUGCCUGCUGGAUGAUCCCUUUGAGCACAAGUGGCCCAAGCUUCCUGAGCUCCCCGGGAUAAAUUACUCAAUGGAUGAGCAGUGCCGCUUUGAUUUUGGUGUUGGUUAUAAAAUGUGCACCGCUUUUCGAACUUACGACCCUUGCAAGCAACUGUGGUGCAGUCAUCCUGACAACCAGUACUUUUGUAAAACGAAAAAAGGGCCUCCGGUGGAUGGAACAGAGUGUGCACCAGGGAAGUGGUGCUUUAAGGGCCAUUGCAUCUGGAGAUCCAGCCAGGAGCCUCAGGGCCAUGAUGGGAAUUGGGGGUCCUGGUCAAAGUUGAGCUCUUGCUCCAGAACGUGUGGAGGUGGAAUUCGCUCCCGCAGCAGACAGUGCAACAACCCUCCGCCUGCCUACGGUGGGCGAGAUUGCCCCGGCUCUGCCUUUGACUACCAGAUGUGCAACACAGAGGAGUGCGCUGGCCCUUACGAGGACUUCCGUGCUCAGCAGUGCGUCCAGAGGAGCAACAAAUACCACAAAAACAUCAAGCACACCUGGCUACCGUACGAGCACCCAGAUGAGGCCCGUAAGUGUGAGCUGAGCUGUAAGUCAAAGGAAACAGGAGAGGUGGUGUUCAUGAACCAGGUGAUGCACGAUGGGACCCGCUGCAGUUACUCAGAGCCCUUCAGCGUGUGCGCCAGAGGAGAGUGUCUGCAUGUAGGCUGCGACAAGGAGGUCGGCUCUUACAAACAAGAGGACAAAUGCGGAGUGUGUGAGGGGGACAACUCCCACUGUCGCACCGUGAAGCUGACGCUCACCAAGACACCCAAAAAGAAUGGAAUGCUGAAGAUGUUCGACAUUCCAAUAGGAGCCCGCCACAUUGUGAUCGAAGAGAACGACACUUCCCCUCAUAUAAUUGCUGUGAAGAAUCAAGUUACUGGAAACUUCAUACUGAAUGCAAAAAGUGAAGAAGCUGAAACAAAGACCUUCAUCGAAAACGGUUUACAGUGGGAGUAUUCCAACGAUGGUGGGAAGGAGAUGCUGAAGACAACUGGUCCUCUGCAUGAAGGCAUUGUAGUGCUGGUCAUACCCCAGGAAGAGGACACAAAGAUCAGCCUGACGUAUAAGUACAUCAUACAUGAGGACCUUCUACCGCUUAUAAUGAACAACAAUGUCCUUCUGGCUGAACUGGAUACCUAUGAAUGGGCACUGAAGAGCUGGUCUCAGUGCUCCAAACCCUGUGGGGGAGGCAUCCAGUACACAAAAUAUGGAUGCAGGAGGAAGAGUGACAGCCGUUUGGUGCAUCGAAACUUUUGUGAAACCAGCAAAAAGCCCAAACCCAUCCGCAAACGCUGCAAUGUUCAAGAAUGCAGCCAGCCCACGUGGGUGGUGGAGGAGUGGAGUCCCUGCAGUAAGACCUGCGGGAAACUUGGUUACCAAACCAGAGUGGUGCAGUGCAUGCAGGCGCUCCACAACGGCACCAACAGGCCCGUCCACAGCAAACACUGCCUCGAGGACCGGCCGGAGAUAAGGAGGGCCUGUAACCACACCAUAUGCCCCGCCCAGUGGAGGACAGGGGCAUGGUCUCAGUGUUCAGUGACCUGUGGCGAAGGGAUUCAGCAAAGGCAGGUGGUUUGCAAGGCCAGCGACAACACCCUCGGAGAAUGUGAGGGCGAGAAGCCGGAGACAGUUCUUAUCUGCAAACUAAGUUCUUGUCCAGGGCAGCCAGUGUCUCCUCUCACUGUCGAAACAAUGGAAAACUCCACAAUAAAAGACGAAGCCGUACACCAAAGGGCUCCUGAAAACCCUGUUCACAAAAUCUCUUCAAAUGAGCCAUGUCUGGGGGAUAAAUCAAUUUUCUGUCAGAUGGAGGUUCUUGCCCGAUAUUGCUCCAUCCCUGGAUAUAAUAAGCUUUGCUGUGAGUCUUGCAACAAGAAAGAAAACCUCGCCACACAUGCUCCUGACCUCCAUAGCACCCCAUUGGCCUCAGUUGAACACGAGACCUCCACUCCUUCUCACCCUGCAUCACCCAAGGCUCCUCCACCUGCUACGACCAAGAGCCCGCCGCAAACCACUAAAGCCAUUGGCAGAUGGCUGCGCUCCACUGCCCCGGUGCCAACCACAGCUGCUGCUGCUGCUGAAGCUGAAGCUGAAGCUGAAGCCUCGCCAUCCACAGGUGCUGCUCCGCCCCAGGGUCCCACCAGCGACUCCCUCCUCACAGCUGGGAAAGGAGACUCAGACCCGGGGCCUCUUCUACCUCCAGGGCCUCCACGGCCCACAGCAGACUCCAGUGGAGGUGCCUCUAAAGAGCACAGUCCAAACAGCACUUUAGGCCCAGUCGCUGCCAGGUCAAGAAGGGACGAUUUAGGAUCUGAGAGGGACUCGAGUCACAGAACCCUGUCAGCUCAGAAAUGAACAGUGAGCGAUGUUGUGAACGUGCUGCUCAGUGAGACGGUCUCGUACAUCAGCUCACCCUUUGCAGCAUCUCAUAGACUCGCAGUCAGGCUGCGGAUAUUUUCUUUCUCUCUCUUUUUUUUUUACAAAGAUUUUUUUUUUUUCCAUGCCAGUGAACUUAGACCAGACCAGCGAUGGUUACCUCAUCAAAACUCCAGAGUGAUCUGUGCACAGUGUCGCUCUGCCCUCUGUGCUUCAAAUAUGAAAUGGAAGAAAAAAAAAAAGUUGUCAGGUGCUGUAAACUAAAAUGACUACAAGACGUGUUCAAAAUGUGAUGACUGCAUUGCUACAUUCAUGUUUUUAUCUGUGUACAGUUGUGUAAUCCUGUUUUUUUUUCAAGUGCAUUAGAACUACUAUUGAACUUGUAUUGUGAACAUGUGAGGAGAGGUCAAAGGCCAUGGUUUUGGAGGUGCACGUGUCAGCUGUGGAGGCUAGAGUGUGCCACCUGAAUAAUUAUAGACCCUGCCGUUUGUUAAAUAAUAAUUCAGUGUUACAGUGCUAAGUUAUUUAAGAUAUAGUUAGUAACGUUUAUAAAAUAACCAUUCCUCAUAUUUAAUGAAAGUGUCCCUAUAUCCCGACUAGGGACUUCAUUUUCAGUAUAUUUUGCUUUUGAUAGCCCAACACCCAUCAGCUGGUAAUUAAUCUGGUAAUUUCUGAGAAGAAAAUGCAGAAUGACGUGAAAUACAAGGAGACCUUCCUUUUAGUUUGGAGCUAGUUUUAGCUAGCUUUAGCACUGCAUUUCAAAGCGCCAUCCAUUUAGAGGUGGUAAAAUUAAAAAAAAAAAAUGAUGUAAAUGUCUUACCUUUUAUUUUAUUUUGUGUUGGCUGUGUUAACAGACA